UGAGGUUUUUAGUUGGAGGAGGAGGAGAGGGAGAGAGUGAGAGUGAAGAACAAAGAGAGAGAAGGCAUGAUGUUUUCUUGAGGGAGGGAGAGAGAGAGUUAAGGUCGUUUUGGUAGUUAGAGGGGGCAUAUUGCGCUCUACCACUAUGGGUUGGUUGGUUCCUGUUGCGACUCUUGUAGUGAGGAGAGAAUUGGAUCCUAUGCGGUUAAGUGUUCAGGUUUGAAAGGAUGUUAAAUGAGAUGUUAAGUCACUUGGAGCGGCAACCAAGGGACAAGGAGCGCCGUGUUGCAUGGCUCAAAUAUAUCGAUCCACUUUUGAGUGCUGUUGGUCUUGUGUUAUUAGCACAUUUUAGGCGUAUAUUUCCCCUUAUUCUUAAGUGGAUGCAUGCUGAUGAUGAUGAGACUGUUCUACUGGUUCUGGAACGGAUCCAGACUAUUUUAAAGUUAACGUGGAUAAGGAACACACCAUAUGUUGGAAGGUUGGUUGACGAACUCAUGAUUUUGUAUAAAGAGGCUGCAAUGAAAAGGGCUCGUGAAGAAGUUAGAAUGCAUAUUCUUCAGAUACUGAUCUUACUCCAGCAAUGCAAAGGUAUGCAAUUUGAAGCAGCCUGGGGCAAGCACAAGGACGAUCCAAACUUGGCAAAUCUUGAGUCAUCUUUAAGUGGAAGAGGCGCAGCAACGGUAAAAACCAUGCUCUUUAUUACUGCACGUUUGUGACAAUUGCAGUGCAGUUGUCAUCACAGGGUUCAAAGCCAUUGAGAACUUACUGAGCUUGCCAUUCCAUUUCGUGAGUUACUUGGUCCAAAUGUCUGGCUGUCAGUGAUAUUUGGAAAACAAGCUAUUCAAGUUGCACCUAUGCAGCUUUGUGUGUAUGUGUGAGUGGGUGGGGAUGUAGUCUUUGAGUUCCAUUUCUUUCCAAUCUUUCUAAUACUUUUUUCUCAUACUGCCCCUAUGUCCAAUUUUAAUACCUUAUCUACUAUCUUCUGUCUAAUUAAUCUGUGAAAAUGUGACGCAGGUCGUUCAAUGAUCAUAUGGAAAGGAAUCUUGAGUCCUACGAAAUGAAUUCUUGUCAAUGUUCAUUGGAAUGUUUAUGUGCAAUUGAUGUAAAUUAAUCAUUUUGGGAACCAUGUACAUGUAAUUGUAAGCAUUAAUAUAACUUGCGAUAUUUUAAUUGGUCUUAGACA
Messenger RNA from Quercus lobata, 1183 nucleotides. Its product is annotated as ARM repeat superfamily protein. Lineage: Eukaryota; Viridiplantae; Streptophyta; Magnoliopsida; Fagales; Fagaceae. The transcript has 5 exons. The record is from RefSeq and is a predicted model, not a curated record. Bases 228 to 716 code for a protein of 162 amino acids.